GCCUCACACACAAGUGUGAGCUCCGCCUCGCUUUGAACCUCUGAAACUGUUCAUCAAUGAUUCACUGUCUUCAAGUCGACCUUCCCUCAUGGCCGUCUGAAAUCUAACAGAAAACUGACCUCAGAUCAGCCUCCUGCAGCUCAGCCAGCACUCUGCUGUGAGUCUCCUCAGUGUCCAGCACACUGAUCUCCUCAACCUCUGCACACAGGUCGGACAAACACUGAUGCUAGAUCUCCAGUGGAAUGGAUAAUGGCUAUGGCACACUGUAAUCAGCGGUUACCAUCCUCCUCUCCCCAUGAUGAUGUCAACCUGGGACCUUCAGCAAACCCACAUGCCCGGCCCACUGACUUUGACUUCUUGGCAGUCAUUGGCAAAGGGACCUUUGGAAAGGUCCUGCUCGCCAAGCUCAAAGCCGACAACAAAUUCUACGCCGUCAAAGUGCUGCAGAAGAAAGUCAUCCUGAAGAAAAAAGAGCAAAAGAAUAUAAUGGCGGAGAGAAAUGUGCUGCUGAAGAGUCUGAAACAUCCAUUCCUGGUUCGACUUCACUACUCCUUCCAGACCACAGAGAAGCUCUACUUUGUCCUUGACUAUGUGAAUGGGGGAGAGUUGUUUUUCCACCUGCAAAGAGAGAGGUGCUUCUCAGAGCCCAGAGCGAGGUUCUACACAGCCGAAGUAGCGAGCGCUAUCGGCUACCUGCACUCUCUCAACAUCGUUUACAGAGAUCUGAAGCCAGAGAAUAUUCUCUUAGACUCUCAGGGACAUGUGGUGCUGACAGAUUUUGGGUUGUGCAAAGAAGGUGUAGAGCCGGAGGGAACCACCUCAACUUUCUGUGGGACUCCAGAAUACUUGGCACCAGAGGUUCUUCGUAAGGAAGCGUAUGACAGGACAGUGGACUGGUGGUGUCUGGGUGCAGUGCUCUAUGAGAUGAUCUACAGCCUGCCUCCUUACUACAGCCGUGAUGUUGGCGAAAUGUAUGAUGGAAUCCUCCACAAGCCACUGACACUACCUCCAGGGAAGUCUGAUGCUGUCAGCUCACUGCUGUUGGGUCUUCUGCAGAAGGACCAGCACAGACGGCUCGGAGCCAUUGCUGACUUUCUAGAAAUAAAGAACCACAUCUUUUUCUCUCCAAUCAACUGGGAUGACCUUUACAACAAGAGAAUCACUCCUCCUUACAACCCAAAUGUGAGAGGCCCAGCUGACACUCAACAUAUUGAUCCAGAGUUCACCAGAGAAAUGGUUUCUAACUCUGUGAGUCGGACACCUGAGUUCACCGCCGGCACCAGCUCUAGCAACGCAUUCAAUGGGUUCUCCUUUGUCGCCACUGAGGACAGCUUUCUGUGAGGCAUGACUUAACUGUUUGAAACUUUGUACAUACCUCUGAGUUAAGAGCUCAUGAAAAUGAGACCUCCUUGUGUACCACUGCAGAAAUCCCACAUGGAUCUAUCGUGUUUGAUGACUGCUAUUCCUAAUUGUUCCUCUUGAGGGUGUAGUAGAAAGGGAGGGUGCCUGCAAUGGAAACUGUUAAGGUUAAAAUAUGUCAAACUUUUUUGCCUGGAAGUCCCAUGCCUGUUCUUAGAGAGAUAGUGAGGAUCGACAUAAAUGUGUUACCAAAUAUACAGAGCUCACAAGUAGGAGCAUCUUUAAGAUACAGUCCAAACUAUCUUUAUUCAAUUUGUUUGCAGUGGAAUGAAGAACAAGUGAAACUGGAUUUACCCAAAAUGUGUGUUUUAUAAUUCUUUUGUGAACUGAAAUGAUUAUACUGUACAUUGUCUUCCUGUGUACAGCCAAACUUUGGGCUUUAUUUUUCUGAAAAGUGGAACAGAUGUGAGUGCAAGCUAAAUCUCCAAGUGCAAAUGCAAUUAAAAAAAAGAAUUGGUGACCCCAGGCAUUGGCAAAAACCAGGCACAGCUGGCUCUGAGAAAUGCAGAAUCAGCAGGUGAGCUUUAGUAAUCACCAAUCACAUGAGCUCCUCUCAUCCUCUUUAAGGUUACGGACACACAUACAUAAAUGCUGGGAACUUUGUCGAACGAAGCUUCAGUCAAUAGCAAAGACAGGUGAUGGUCACUCCCCAGCAUUUGUGUAUGUGUGACGAGAGCCUAAAAGCAGCAACAGGUCAAACAGAAAGAGAGAGAGGCUGAGAUGUCUGAGAGAAAAGCCCAUCUCCAAGCACCCGAAGUUCCAACAGAAAACAUUCACAACAUCCCAAAUAUGCUAUACAUGGUAGAAUGAAUAGGCAGCUGAUGUUUGCAGCUAAUUAAAGGUCCAGUGUGUAGAAGUUAGGCUUAUAAUGUAACAUGCAGAACUGUGUUUUCAUUAGUGUAUAAUCACCUGAAAAUAAGAAUCAUUAUGUUUCUAUUACCUCAGAAUGAGCCUUUUAUAUCUACAGAUGCCGUGGGUACUCUUGUUGAACUGUCAUGUUUUUACAUUGGUCUGGAACAAACAAACUAAACUGGCUCUUUCAUGUUUUUCGCAUGUUUCCUUGCCCACCAUAGUUUCUCCUUCCCAUUAGGAAGGACAGGGUGAGGCGAUGGGACUGCAAUCAGCAACUACACCACUAGGUGCCACUAAAUCCCACACACUAGUCCUUUAAUAUCACGUUUAAACUCUGUGUUCUCUUGCGUAAAUGGUGUUAAUGGUAGGAAUCUUUCACAGUCACAUUUAAUUGUAUUUUGAUGCGCAUACCAAUCUGCAGUAACUUACAGUAGAUGAACAAAAAUAUAGCAAACUUAUCAUGCAUGGAGGGUGUUUUGUGAUUUUAGAGGUCUGUGCGCCUGUGUCUCUGCCAACUAAAACCACAGCAGUUUCCCUAUGUCUGCAUUUCUGAUAAGAGGUGGUCUGAGCAGGUUUAAAUUGUAAACGCAAUUUUGCUCAUUCAAAAUGAGCAAUGAAAUUGUGCUGCACAGCCUAAUCAGCAUGAACGCAGCAUAAGCUGUGCCUCUUCUCCCACCUGCCGGUACAAACACGUUUGUUUGGUGCCAGGAAAUUAUCAAACAGAUGCAGAUGCAAAAAAUAGACUCAUGGCUGAGGAAAAUUGCACAAAAACUGCAUUUGCCAGAAAAACCAAGCCCUUAGUGUCUCAUUUCUAUAGAAAACAGAUCUGAGUGAACAUAUUUCUUAUGUGUACACAAAAAUAAUAACCCCUGGGUUAACUACUGCUUUGAAAGAGGUUGCCAUCCAAUUAACUAAAUGAAGAAAGUAAAAAAAAGUGAAAAGUAGUCCCAGAAACAGUGGGAGCAUUCUACUGCUUUAACAGUGCAAAGAUUUGCAUUUGAACAUCAAUAAUCAAUACACAAUUUAUUGCUUAUUCUCAUUGAUAUGAUAUGCUAAAGGAAAUCAGUCUAUUGCAUUUUUGGCACAAAUGCAGACAGGUCCCUAUGUACUUUGUAAUCACCUUUAUAAAGUACAGUUCCACAUUUCUUACUACUGAAAACCAGAUCCAUAUUGUACUGAUCUUCCAGUGCAAAGAGAGCUGAAGUUUUCAGUCUGUAGAAGUCCAUCAAGUGACAGACUCUAAAUCACAUCAAUAUGUUUGGUCUUCAUUAAAACCAAAAGUAAAAAAAAAAUGUGAUCAAAGAUGAAAAACAGCUAAUAAUAUCAGUAAUAUAUAGUGCAGGUGUUUAUGGCAGUUAUGUGUCAGGAUUCAUUUGUAGAUGAUGCACUGAUGUUAAAAAAUGCUCCAUGCAGCACCUUUUUAAAAUGUCAGUCGGUCACAGUAUAGUUCUUUAUUCUGUUGACUAUGGUUUUGUUUAAUUGUUAACUGGGAAACUCCUCCAUAUAUGUUUGUCUGGAGAUUAUUUGAGCCUGUGAUAGCAGACAGUGAUUAGUUUUGUUUCAUGAUACAUGUUAGAACAGUUAAUGUUGAAUGUUGAAAAUACUAAAUGUAACAGCUGUAAAUGUACAGUGAUAGGAUUAUAUGUACUGUAUUAAUGUGAGUGUAUCAGUGUAAACCAUGAAGUGCCUCUCUGCCUGGGGAAUCAAGGAGGUGAUUGAUGGUGCUUGACGUUGGCAGUGAUGGGUGAUACAUUUGGACAUUUGAUGUUUUUGAAUUUUAUUUUCUCAUUUAUAUAUACUUUAUUCUUGUUUGUACAUUCGAUAUUAAAGAUGCUCUUCUAGCUCUUGAACAUAGUAUGUUCCUAUUUACCUUUCUAAAAAACUUCAACGUUCAAAUUCAUACAAUACUGUACCAGAUGCUUUUUUAAAUACACUAACUAACUAACUAA
This is a messenger RNA of Larimichthys crocea (large yellow croaker), 4220 nucleotides long. It is a transcript of the gene sgk2a, whose product is annotated as serum/glucocorticoid regulated kinase 2a. Gene Ontology annotation, molecular function: protein serine/threonine kinase activity; ATP binding. The transcript has 13 exons. Lineage: Eukaryota; Metazoa; Chordata; Actinopteri; Sciaenidae. Gene Ontology annotation, biological process: protein phosphorylation. Bases 250 to 1341 code for a protein of 363 amino acids. The record is from RefSeq and is a predicted model, not a curated record.